GCGGCUUCUUUCGCCUCAUUCCUUCCUUCCUAUAUUAUUAUUCACUCCUUCGUUGGCUUACUUAAAUUGUUUAGACGCUCCCGGGUUCGAAACACGGGUGCACGGAGUGAAGGAGAGUGCGAGUGCGAGUGUACCAUGGCGUUGUUUUUUCGACGUUAUUAGUAUUCAGUUGCUUUUUAGUGAGGGGUUGCUUUUUAGUUUCUUCCCCCAGCUUUUCUUUUUUGAUUCUAUCUGUAAGCUGCCUUGAGUCUGGGGGGGAAGGCGGGAUAUAAAAAAAUAGAAUGAUAAUAAGAAAGGUAAUCAGCAAUGCAAUAACACAGAGAGGGUUUUUAAAAACUGCUAGAAAACACACUACAAAAAGGAGAGAAAUGCACUACUAAAUAAAGGGGUUGGACUAGAUGACGUUUGUCCCUUCCAACUAUGCAAUUUUAUGAUUCUAAGGAAACAAAUUGAUUGAGAGGUGGGCCUUUUAUGUGUUUCUGGAACACCAAAGUAAAUGACAGUGCUUUUCCUUUCAUUCAUUCAUGGUAUUAUAGUGCUUUUGUUACUCUGUCCCUCCUGUUUGUAGGUCAUUUCCUUCUUGGUUUUAUUUUUUCCUUAUUUUAUUUGGGAUUGUGUUGUUUUUUUGCAUGCAAAGCAAGGAUAUUAGAUGUAUAAUGGUUUUUGCUGCAUAGUGUCUCAACGUAAUAUGAAUUUUAAAAAUAUUUUAAAAGAAAAUAAAACACUGUGUCCCCAACAUAUACACCUGCAUAGACUCCAGCUGUUGCCCAAGAGAAGCUCUCUUGCAUGUCUUCCCAACCCCCACCAUCUUUUUAUGCUCCAUAUCCCAAUCAGUACAACCCACCUACUUGCACAUCAGGCUUUGUGACCCUGCACCCAUCCAUUCCCCCUGUCUUGACAGAACAGUCUGCCCUUUUGAUGGAAAUUCAACAGGUGUUUUCCCCAUCACUGCAUUGCUAGACUGCAAAUGAAAGUUGCAUCUCCUGAGUCUUCCUAUCGAUGAUGAAGAUGAUGGAAAGCAGGGAAAAUAUGGUGUCAGUUGUAUUUCUGCCUAAAACCUUCCUGUACUGUGACUCUGCCCCAUUUAUUUCAAUGGUGCACUGUUGUCUGACUCUCAAGACAGGAGUGGGCAGAAGGUGGAUCUUGACCUACUGUUUUAUACAGACCAUUAGGCAAGAUAACUUUUCUAAUGAAGCUAUACCUAACCAUGUGGGAGCUCAGAGUAAAGUGGAGAAAACCUUAUCUUAAGGGUCAAAGCAGAAAAAGGAUAACCUUUUCUUGGUCAGAAUUUGAAUUAAAAUAAAUAGGUAUAAUACUGUAGUAAAUUCUAAAGGGAGGUUCCUCAAGGAUCCUUGCUUUGACUGGGUGUGGGUAGGAUACUGUGAUCACAAAAUAAUAAUAAAUCUGUGAUGACACAGUAACAAUUUGUUUUUGAAAUAUGGUUUAUGAUGAGGUGGCAAUAGCUGUAGAAGUUUCAAAAUAAUUUGGAGAAGUGUACAGUUAUAAAUGCUAAAGAAUUCCUAACAACGGGUUGGAGCCAGAGUAGUUGUAUUUGAGUCCUGUUGAAGUAAUGAGAGUUUAAGUGAUGUCUAACUUUUAACAUUUAUUUUUUAAUGGUACCUAAGUGCAAAUAACCUCGUUCUGCUGCAACCCAAUGUGAAUGACAGAUAACAUCUGCUGUAUAUGAGAUGAGUUAUUCAAGGAAAAUAUAAAUAUAUUUCAUUUAUGUAUGUCUGUAGCACAUACUGUACAUACAGACUCCACUAGCAAACUGGCUUGAAACCAAAACAGCUAAUUAUUUUUCUACCUCAUUUUCCAUUUCAUAAAUUAACUAGUAGCAAUGGCUGAAUGCAAUAAUAGUCUAGCCAAGCAGUUUCAAAAUUUUUAUCAUUGUUUACUACAUACAAGUAAAAUAGACAUGGAAUGAUGGGAAAUUGUUAUGCACUGUAUAGAUAUUAAUGCCUUGUUCCUUGAGUAGACCCAUGAAAUACUACUUUAGGAAGCUGCUUUCACGUUUAUAUGUAAAGAAAUUAAGGAUCAUUAAGGUUGCAAUCCUUUUCUUACCUGGGAGUAUGAACAGCAGUCAGCAGAACAUUUCAAACUAAACAUGCAUAUGAUUGCUCCAUGUGAAGCCAUAAACAGCCUUGGCCUGUAUACCUGAAGGAGCAUCUCCACCCCCAUCAUUCAGCCCGGACACAGAGGUCCAGCGCUGAGGAUCUUCUGGCAGUUCCCUCACUGCAAGAAGUGAGGUUACAGGGAACUAGGCAGAGGGCCUUCUCGGAAGUGGCGCCCUCCCUGUGGAACGCUCUCCCACCAGAUGUGAAGUAAGGAACUACACAACUUUUAGAAGACAUCUGAAGGCAACCCUCUACAGGAGCUACAGUGUUACUAUGGCUCGUAUUACACUUGAAGAACUGAAUGAACUGGAUGAUGAGGUCCCUGAUGAAGAGGAUGAACCAAUGGAUGGGGAGGAACAGAACAGGCUGUUUUCUCAUUGGGAGACAGUAGCAAGCACUCACCAAGUGUCUCUCCCCCAAGAGAUGGCAGGUCCAAUAAUGCAAAUGGCGCGCCAUAACCAGACUCGAGAGCCUGUGCCCUACGCUACUUUAUCACAGCAUGAGAAGUGUGAGGAGAUAGCCUACGAGGAACGACUGUACCCAGCUGGGAAAUGGGCAUGCAUUACCAGAGGAGAACCCAAAUAUGAGCAAAGCAUCUCUAUGGGUUUCAUGAAACUAAUACGGUACAUCUGCAAGGAGAACUCCCUAGGCCGUCAGUUGGGGAUGACAGUGCCAGUGAUCAACGAGAUCCACCUGAACAAGGAGGGCACGGAAUUGCUUCAAGAAGUCAUCACUGCCUAUUACCUCCCUGAAGAAUUUCAACCUAACCCCCCUCUCCCCUUGGACCCCGACAUCCAGAUACAAGAGAGAGCACCACUUCGGGUUAUCGCCAGGGUGUUUUAUGGGACCACCACAGAAGAAACAAUCCUACGGGAGAUUCACCUUCUCUGGGAGUUGCUGGGCUCCACAGACAAUGUGCUCCGCGAAACCUACUUGGUGGCUGCGUACCAGAACCCUGGCGUCCCUAACCGCCGCAAUGAGAUCUGGUUUAUCCGGCGAGCAGAUUGAGAGCACCUUGAAUCCCUGACAAGAUUACAAUCCACCCUCCGUGACUGGAUCCGGUUUAGAUGGCAGUUUUGAAGGAGAGGAAUGCACAUCCUGACUCACUGUAGAAUAGAUGAAGUGCUCCUUCCCCCCCUGCGCGAACCAAGGAGUUACUAGUACAGAUCUCCCUGAGAUGGUUUCCACCCUACUCCUGCAGGGGGUGCUGUGGUGCUGUCGAUGGAGCUGGCGUUGGAAGGAACAAGGGGUGUCUGCUUCAGUGGGCCCUGAGUGCAACCGUGCCACAUUUGGAUGAAGGCGCACUAGGAGCACAGGAAGCUGCCUUAUGCUGAGUCAGAUCAUUGGUCCAUCUAGUUCAGUAUUGUCAUCGCUGACCGGCAGUGGCUUCUCAGGUGUUCAGGUAGGGAAACAUUCCCGGUCCCACCUGGAGAUGCCAGGGAUUGAACCUGGGACCUUCUGAAUGCAAAGCAGUUGCGCUACCACAGAGCCAUGGCCCUUCCCCCUCCUCGGGGAUUGUAUCAGGGAUUGUAGCUGUUGUGCAACCCACAGCUCACAUUCCAAGGGUUAGGUAUCAAUCCUGAAACGAAUCUAGCGAGAGCAGGCUGGAACACCACUGCCUACACCCGUGCCCAUAACUGGCAAAUACUGGUGUACUGAGGCACAGGUUAUGACUAAGUUACUUGUAGAAGGAGGAUUUCACUUCUGAUGCCUCGGAGUAUCCCUUUUAGCCAUGCGCACGAGAAGCUGCUAGUCAGCUUUGUUAUCCAACAGCAGAAGAGCCGUUCCCACAGUUUGGGAUGAGGUAGCUGUAGACUUCCUUGACUGGAAUAAUGUGAACACCUGUCCAGGAGCAAAUGGGAAAUCCCCGCCAGAGGGCUAAGGCUCAAAGGGAGAUCUGAGAAGCAGAGAUCUCUGGCCUAUAAGUCCUCCUGUUUUCCCAAGAGCACAUAGAGAGAUAAAUGCCACCCACUGGCUACCUCCUGCCUAUGAGCCAGUUUCUCGAUCAGGCAGGCUUGGUGCGAGCUGAGCAGGCCACAGAGUACGUGUUAAGUUGUCGCUGGCAGCAUUUUUGUCGCUGUGUGUUGCGUUGUGCAUUGACUGGUUGGUAUCACACUCAUGAAUGCUGCUGUCCUCUCCCAAAGAAGGCUGGUAGCACAAAGCAAACCUGAAAUAAAAUCUAGCCCAACCCUC
This is a messenger RNA of Podarcis raffonei (Aeolian wall lizard), 4310 nucleotides long. RefSeq names its product heme-binding protein 1-like. The record is from RefSeq and is a predicted model, not a curated record. Lineage: Eukaryota; Metazoa; Chordata; Lepidosauria; Squamata; Lacertidae. Bases 2391 to 3125 code for a protein of 244 amino acids. The transcript is spliced from 6 exons.